This is a messenger RNA of Planococcus citri (citrus mealybug), 1226 nucleotides long. Its product is annotated as probable histone deacetylase complex subunit SAP18. Gene Ontology annotation, cellular component: nucleus. The record is from RefSeq and is a predicted model, not a curated record. NCBI's taxonomy places the organism in Eukaryota, Metazoa, Arthropoda, Insecta, Hemiptera, Pseudococcidae. The coding region runs from base 393 to 959 and encodes 188 amino acids. Gene Ontology annotation, biological process: negative regulation of DNA-templated transcription. Gene Ontology annotation, molecular function: transcription factor binding; transcription corepressor activity. The transcript has 5 exons.
AACCGUACAAUUUGAAUCAAGAAGUUCGUGUUCAUGGUUUUUUUUUAUCACAAAUCCUGUUUUCUGUUUUUCACUAAUUAAUUCAGCUAGAAAUUUUCCAAAUCUUGAGUUUACGCUGAAAAAAUUGUCAAAUUUUAGUUUUUGUGGAGUGUAAACAUCAAGCUUAUCAACUUCACGACCUGAACUGAUCAUUGAGACACAACUUUACUUUACUCGGCAUCGGUUAAUCAAUUGCUAGUAAUUUGUGAGUAUCUGAGUAAAAAACUUGAAUUUUAAAAACUAGAGCCUUCAAUACAUAUCAUUAUCAAAAUUCAAACAUCCUGAUCUGUCACGAGUAAUCUACGAUCAAAGAGUAUCAGCCGGCGACCCGGCACAAGCACAGUUCCAUCAAAAUGACUUCCGAAAUAUCAGAAUCUGAAAUUCAUUCUAGAUCCGGUGGCUUGAGAGUAUCUGAAAAUAUUCACUUUGCAAACGAUAGAGAAGCGAAUAUUCCUUCGUAUAACUCGAAUAAUGCACCUUCUUCGCGACCGCUAGGAUCCGGCCCAGUAUUACAGUCCACUGUAAAAGUAGAAGGAAGAAAAGAAAAUUCAGUGGAUCGAUACAAGGUGUGUCCUUUACUGUUACGAGUGUUCUACACCUACAACCAUCAUCAUAAUCCGCUUGAUUACAAGAAUAAAAUAUAUCCAAAGAAUGAAAUGCAAAUACACACGUGGAUGGAUGCUACACUGUCGGAAAUUCUCGUGAAUCUCCAACAUAAAAAUCGAAAAGUUAGAAGAAGCGGAACGGUAAUACAUUAUCAAAUAGUUUCUCCUGAUCCUGCUAGACCUAGGCUUAGAAUGAAAGAUAUCGGUAGCGUUAAAGUUGACCAUAAGGGUCCAGAUGAUUACAAAACGUUGGCACAAUGCAGAUUAGGGAUCGGCGAUUUCAUUGAUAUAUGUAUAAAACUUCCGAAAAGUUGAUUGCAUUUAAUUAGUGAAGAUUUUAAGGUUUUAAUUGUUCUCAUUCUAUGUAUCAUUUUACUGCUGGACGUUUGAUUCAAUGACUCGAAGAGUCUUUUAUGAUGUUUUAAUCUUUUUUUUUCAUUUUGUAUUAUAUUCUUCACGUAUUCGUGCUUGAUUUUAUAAUUUUGUACUGAGUAUAAAAUGGAAAACGAACUGAAAAAAUUGUACAUACUUAGAAACAUGGUACAUAUUAAAUUAUUAUCAAAUAAAAUAAAUUUUCAGCUA